AUGGAAUCGCCGGUUUUAUUAGUUAAGAACCUUGAUCUGCUGAUUAGACAGGAACCACAGGAAGCCGUUGAAGAGUGUAAAUUUUGUAGAAGGAAUUUUGGAACAUUGAGUGGAAAAACACGUCACGAAGACAAAUGUCUACAGAAUCCGGCAAUUAAUAAAGAAUUGAGACGUUUGAGGUUCAGUUGUCACAAAUGUGGAUUUAAUUUUAGCUCCAAAGGCGGUUUCAAUAAGCAUAAAGCCUAUUGUGGCGUGUCGCAGAAGUAUGAAUCAGUGCAAGGAGAAGAUCCCACCUCGGUAUUACAAGAAGACGAAGGGGUCAAGUUUCCCUGUCAAUUUUGCAGAAAGAAUUUUGCCUCAACUCGCGGAAGAGGACUUCAUGAAAAUAAUUGUUCCACAAAUCCGAUAAUUAAUACCAAGCUGAAAAAGUUUCAAAUCUACAGUUGCUACAAUUGCGGUUAUAAUUUUAAUCAAAAAAGCGAAUUAACUAAGCAUAAACUCACUAAUUGUGGCGCAUCCAAUUUUUGUAAAAAAUGUAAUAAAACUUACGCAUCACUGGAUGCUCUAAAAAGACACCAUCGACGGGUCCAUCGUGAAUUGUAUCAAGGGGAAAAUUUUCCGACUCUUUACAUUCGGAGUAUUGAAUCACUAUCGGCACGUAAAGAAGAAGAAGAAAAUUACGAGGAAGAAGAGGAGGAAGUGGAAAAAAAAUUGACAUGUAGAUUUUGUAAUAGAAAUUUUGAGGCUAGUCGUGGAAAAACAGUACACGAAAAAAAAUGCUCCCACAAUCCGGCAGUUAAGGAAAAGAAUAAACGAUUUCUAUUUAGUUGUCAUUGCGGAGCAAAUUUUAAUCUGAAAUAUAAAUUCACCAGACACAAAAAGAAUGAGUGUGGCAAAACACAUAGAUGUUUUAUAUGUCAUAAAAUUUACAAAAGGCAGGAUUAUCUAACGCAACAUAUUCGUAAAGCAAAUAAAUUGACGACUUUAAUAGGAAUUCGAAAGCUGGAUAUUGAGAAGAAUGCUUAUUCGCAUCAUAGAGCUGAAGAGAGGAUAAAUAAAACGUAUUAUGAAAAUAUGAGAAAUUUUCAAAAAUCGAAAAAUGAUAAUAGAAAUUAUAUGAGUCAUUUGCUGUUUAGUUGUGAGGUUUGUGGUUAUAGUUCUUCGGAUAAAUACACCAUGAAUAGACAUAAAGCUUAUGAUUGUGGCGUGACGCACAAGUGUAAAGAGAAAUUUUCAUAUACGGCCCUGGCAUCGUUCGCCGGUAUAAUACUGUCAGUGCGGGUGGUAGAAGGGGUUCUCUCUCUCGGUGAGAGAGUCGGGUGGGGGCAGCGCAGUUGGCGGCGCGGGAGAAGUGGAAAACCGGGAAAGAGAGAGAGCAAGUCAACGAAGGAAGAAUCCACAACAAAAUCGCUUUGCACCACCGAAGCACCGCCAUCACGUUGUGCCCCCUAG
Messenger RNA from Leptopilina heterotoma, 1452 nucleotides. RefSeq names its product zinc finger protein 33B-like. The record is from RefSeq and is a predicted model, not a curated record. NCBI's taxonomy places the organism in Eukaryota, Metazoa, Arthropoda, Insecta, Hymenoptera, Figitidae. Bases 1 to 1452 code for a protein of 483 amino acids. The transcript is spliced from 5 exons.